Messenger RNA from Betta splendens (Siamese fighting fish), 2143 nucleotides. RefSeq names its product cryptochrome circadian regulator 5 (gene cry5). Gene Ontology annotation, cellular component: cytoplasm; nucleus. NCBI's taxonomy places the organism in Eukaryota, Metazoa, Chordata, Actinopteri, Anabantiformes, Osphronemidae. Bases 267 to 1847 code for a protein of 526 amino acids. The record is from RefSeq and is a predicted model, not a curated record. Gene Ontology annotation, biological process: circadian regulation of gene expression; entrainment of circadian clock by photoperiod. Gene Ontology annotation, molecular function: FAD binding; DNA binding. The transcript has 11 exons.
UCCAGCGCGCUGUGACGAACAGGCGGUUGUUUUCAAAAACACUGUAGCAAAAUUAGGAUUUUAACUGCAGUCGCUUGCUCUGAAGACACCCCCCUCACGUGUACGGGUUCCCCAGCUCCCCCGUGAUUGGCUGGCUUAGCCGGUGACGUAGUAGCUUCCCGUUUUGUAACCCAUUAGUUUACGCGUUAUCAAACGCGGAUUUCUCCGUGAAGACAACGAUUAAUGCUGAAAACUUGGUUCAGCUUGUGAAUUCGCAGGUCCACAGCAUGGCCCACUCCACCCUACACUGGUUCCGCAAGGGGCUCAGGCUGCAGGACAACCCGGCGCUGAUGGCUGCGUUGAGGGACUGUAAAGAACUCUACCCGGUGUUCAUCCUGGACCCGUACCUGCACAACAAGACCUGCAUGGGCCCGAACCGCUGGAGGUUCCUCAUCGGAUCCCUGAAGGAUCUGGACCUCAGCCUCAGGAAGCUCAACUCCAGGCUGUUUGUUGUGAGGGGGAAACCGGGGGAGAUGCUCCGCGAGCUCUUCAGCAGGUGGAAAAUCACAAAGCUGACGUAUGAAUACGACACAGAGCCGUACAGCCUGAGCCGCGACAAAGAAGUGGCUGCAGUGGCCCAGGAACACGGUGUUGAAGUCGUCUACAAAGUCUCUCACACACUUUAUGAUGUGGACAGGAUCAUUGAGCAAAACAACGGGAAGACUCCUCUAACGUAUAAGCGUCUACAGGAGCUGACGAGGAGCCUCGGGCCCCCGAAGAAGCCCAUCCCAGCUCCAAGCGUGGAGAACAUGCAAGACGUGAAGACACCUUGUUCAGAAAACCACGAGGGGAAGUACGGGAUCCCGACCCUGGAGGAGCUGGGCCACAACACGGCGUCUCUGCCGGAGGAGCUGUUCCCGGGGGGAGAACAGGAGGCUCUGAGGAGGCUGGACGAGCACAUGAGGCGAGCGAGUUGGGUGUGCAGCUUUGAGAAGCCCCAGACGUCUCCCAACUCCCUGAGCCCCAGCACCACGGUCCUCAGCCCGUACGUGACCUUCGGCUGCUUGUCCGCUCGCACGUUCUGGUGGAGGCUGGCGGACGUGUACCAGGGGAAGAAGCAUUCGCAGCCUCCGGUUUCCCUCCAUGGUCAGUUACUGUGGAGGGAGUUCUUCUACACAGCUAGUGUGGGGGUGCCCAACUUUAACAGGAUGGAGGGGAACCCUGUCUGCACUCAGGUGGACUGGGACACCAACUCUGAAUAUGUGGCCGCGUGGAGAGAGGCUCGGACCGGGUUCCCCUUCAUCGACGCCAUCAUGACGCAGCUGAGACAGGAGGGCUGGAUCCACCACCUGGCCAGACACGCUGUGGCCUGUUUUCUCACCAGAGGGGACCUGUGGAUCAGCUGGGAAGAAGGACAGAAGGUGUUUGAGUAUCUGUUGCUGGACGGCGACUGGGCUCUGAAUGCUGGGAACUGGCAGUGGCUCUCAGCCAGCACCUUCUUCCACCAAUACUUCAGGGUCUACUCGCCCAUUGCCUUUGGAAAGAAGACAGACAAAAAUGGAGACUACAUCAAAAAGUACCUUCCUCUUCUGAAGAAGUUCCCGGCGGAGUUCAUCUACGAGCCCUGGAAAGCUCCGCGGAGCGUCCAGCUGGCGGCAGGGUGCAUUGUGGGAAAGGACUACCCUCGCCCCAUCGUACAACACGAGGUGGUCAGCAAAGCGAACAUCGGCAGAAUGAAGGCCGCUUAUGCCAGGAGGCCGCACGACGCCGCCGAGUCCCCGAGCAAGUCGCCCAACAACAAACCAGGUGCCAAACGCAAGGUUCUGUCCGUGGCUGACAUGCUGAUGAAAAAACAAAGAAAAGAAUAACGUUUCACAAAGUUUUAUGCUGUAUUACAACGCAGGGCAUUUUAUACUGUAAAUGUAAAUAUGGCUUUUAAUUUUAGUAUUGGAUGACUGGGGAUAAAGGAGGUUUCUGUCAGGAGGGUUACGUUGUGAUCUAUAGCAAAUAAUUUUAUGGUUUAUGUACAUUUUUCUUUUUUAUUGUAGCUGAUAGUAAUAGUAAUAAUAUGACAAUUCAGGGUUUUGCAUCUAAUGAAAAUAAAAUAAUUAUGUGUGGUAAUGAAUAAACUGUCAGACAAGCAGAAAAUUACCUGCAAAAAUUU